Lagenorhynchus albirostris (white-beaked dolphin) is the source of this 507-nucleotide messenger RNA. Its product is annotated as galectin-7-like. The coding region runs from base 16 to 435 and encodes 139 amino acids. The transcript has 4 exons. The record is from RefSeq and is a predicted model, not a curated record. Gene Ontology annotation, molecular function: carbohydrate binding. Lineage: Eukaryota; Metazoa; Chordata; Mammalia; Artiodactyla; Delphinidae.
UCCGCUGUUCCAGCCAUGCCACCGGUAUAUAACGUGCCCUACAGGACCUCGCUGGCCAAGAGCUUCGAAGUCGGCACUGUGUUGAGAAUUCGUGGUGUUGUCCCCAAAGAUGCUAACAGGUUCUACAUAAACCUGCUGUGCAGUGACGAUCCAGACAGUGAGAUCGUCCUGCAUUUCAACCCCCGUCUGGAUGAAUCCUCGGUGGUCUUCAACACCAUGGAGUGCAGCGCCUGGGGCUCAGAGGAGCGCGGCGGUAGCCCUGCCUUCCAGCGUGGGGAGCCCUUCGAACUGCACCUCAUUGCCAAGAAAGACGGCUUCAAGGUUGUGAUCGGGGACGAGGAAUACCACCAGUUCAGCUACCGGCUCCCACCACAGCGCGCGCUCUGGAUGGAAGUGGGCGGGGACGUGCAGCUGGAGUUUGUGAAGCUCUUCUGAGCCUUCCCAGGAGGGCAGGUGGGGACGGGGCACAGGGCUCUUGAGUGACAAAUAAAGUCUUAGCCUCUCGUC